This is a messenger RNA of Aegilops tauschii subsp. strangulata, 948 nucleotides long. RefSeq names its product elicitor-responsive protein 1. Lineage: Eukaryota; Viridiplantae; Streptophyta; Magnoliopsida; Poales; Poaceae. The record is from RefSeq and is a predicted model, not a curated record.
GGAGCUUUCUCCCGUUGGCGACCGCUCCAGAGCUUUGACCCGCUAGAGCGGCCAGCCAAGGCAGCGAAUGCGUACAGAUACAUAGGCAGGUAGGAGGCGGCAGCGGCAGCGGUAUCUUGCUUCCAAACGCGACCUCAUCACAGCAAGACCCGGAGGAAACAAGGAGAAGGCAGAGCGGCCUGCCAGAAGGCAAAGGACAGAGGAGGUGCUCGUUCAGGUCUCCAGCUUAGAUCCGGAGGCGAUGGGCAGGGGCGUGCUGGAGGUGCAUCUCGUCGACGCCAAGGGCCUCUUCGGCAGCGAUUUCCUAGGGAAGAUCGACCCGUAUGUGGUGGUGCAGUACCGGAGCCAGGAGCGCAAGAGCAGCACCUCCAGAGAUGAGGGGAGGAACCCGAGCUGGAACGAGGUGUUCCGGUUCCAGAUCAACUCCUCCGCGGCCAACGGGCAGCACAAGCUCUUCCUCCGGAUCAUGGACCACGAUAACUUCUCCAGCGACGACUUCCUCGGCCAAGCAACGAUCAAUGUGACUGAUCUGAUCACCCUUGGCAUGGAGAGCGGCUCGUCGCAGCAAAACCCGGCCAAGUACAGCGUCGUCUCCGCCGACAACUCGUACCACGGCGAGAUCAGAGUGGGCAUCUCGUUCACGGCCACCAAGGUCGAAGAAGACGGCGCGCAGGUCGGAGGCUGGAUGCACAGCUCUCGCGAGUAGAGCAUGAUGCCAAGGACUUCGCUCGUAGCGCAUUAGCGUUGGAAGUUAUGCCCGUGGUUGAACGAUGUGGUUCCAAUUGUAUGUACGUUGCAACUGUAGCUUUUUAGAAGAUGUAUAGUACCAGUAGCCAGAAGUCAGAACAGUUUAGAGAUGUCGGGUCCGAUAAUUGUCGAUUUGUGGUUCUUAUUCUAGGGGAAAUUGUGAUUCUGAAUGCGAACGACAGAAACUUUUCCGUCGCUGAA